Messenger RNA from Rhipicephalus microplus (southern cattle tick), 2750 nucleotides. It is a transcript of the gene Idh3a, whose product is annotated as isocitrate dehydrogenase [NAD] subunit alpha, mitochondrial. The record is from RefSeq and is a predicted model, not a curated record. Gene Ontology annotation, molecular function: NAD binding; isocitrate dehydrogenase (NAD+) activity; magnesium ion binding. Gene Ontology annotation, cellular component: mitochondrion. Lineage: Eukaryota; Metazoa; Arthropoda; Arachnida; Ixodida; Ixodidae. Gene Ontology annotation, biological process: tricarboxylic acid cycle; isocitrate metabolic process.
CAAAAGCGCGACGUAAAACGGCAGGAGACGGCAAGUUUCUUUUUUAACUCGUGCUCUUGCAGUUCGGGAGCUUUCGCCGCUGAAGAUGCCCGGUGUAUUAAGAAAUGUCUCGAAGACCUUGCUUCAGCGUACUCUUGGAGCAGCAUCUGCAAAGCGGCAUGCAUCCACUGAAAUUCGCACGGUGACACUUAUUCCUGGAGACGGAAUUGGUCCUGAAAUCUCCAGUGCAGUACAAGAUAUAUUCAAAACAGCCGGAGUGCCAAUCCAGUGGGAAACUGUGGACGUCACACCAGUGAAGGGGCCGGAUGGAAAGUUUGGCAUCCCACAGAAAGCCAUUGACUCUGUCAACAAGAACAAGAUUGGCCUCAAAGGUCCUCUGAUGACACCAAUUGGCAAAGGCCAUCGCUCUCUCAACCUCGCACUGAGACAGGCAUUUAGUCUUUAUGCUAAUGUGAGACCAUGCCGUUCACUGGAGGGCUUUGAAACACCAUACAAGGAUGUGGAUGUUGUAACGAUCCGUGAAAACACAGAGGGAGAAUACAGUGGCAUUGAACAUGAGAUUGUACCAGGAGUGGUGCAGAGUAUCAAGCUGAUCACCGAGCCUGCAUCAAGAAACAUUGCCAACUAUGCAUUCGAGUAUGCCAAAGCAAAUAACCGAAGCAUGGUUACUGCUGUGCACAAAGCUAACAUCAUGCGGAUGUCUGAUGGCCUUUUCCUACACUGUUGUCGAGAAGCUGCUGAGAAAAACCCUUCCAUCAAGUACAAUGAGAUGUACCUCGACACACUGUGCCUCAAUAUGGUUCAAGAUCCAUCCAAGUUUGAUGUUCUUGUGAUGCCUAACCUUUAUGGCGACAUCCUUAGUGAUUUGUGCGCUGGUCUUGUUGGAGGGCUUGGAGUGACACCGAGUGGGAACAUCGGCUAUGAUGGUGCUAUUUUUGAAUCGGUGCAUGGAACAGCACCGGACAUUGCUGGCCAGAACAAGGCUAACCCAACUGCACUUCUGCUCAGUGCCGUCAUGAUGCUGCGCCACAUGAAGCUCACAAACUUUGCCGAUGUCAUCGAGGCUGCCUGCUUCGACACGAUUCGAGAAGGAAAGUAUCUCACCGCCGAUCUCGGGGGCAACGCCACGUGUUCAGACUUCACAUCUGAAAUUUGUUCCAAGGUUGUUGCUGCCAAAAAGUAGCCAUUGUAGAAAGGUCUUCACCAUCACCAGCCAGGAGAAAAAGACAGUCUUUCAUAAUGACACUUUAGCUUUGUAGAAAAGAGCAUACUAGUAGAAAUGCAAUUUCUCUGUUUCUUGAUGAAAACAGCUCGAGAAAACCAUUUUUUUGUUAAGCUGAUUGAGCGAUGUCGUUCUGCAGUUUGUAGAAGCAAAUGGAACAAGUAGCUGGCUUUGUCAUUGGCUACUUCACCACGUAGUGUGUGAUUUCAGUGAACUGCCCUGUUCGACAAGUAAUUGAAAUCACUUCCCAGUGUUGUUCGUUUGUGUCUUGACUUCAGUAACGCAGCUUGGAACUUUCUGGUGUGCAUUGCUUGAAGCAUAAGCCGAUUGUCUUAAGCCAAAAGAAAGGAAUGUGCAAAAGAAACAGUCUGACUGUCAUAUUUUGCAUGCACUAAGAUAUUUAUAUCGACAUUGCACUGUUGUGGAAUGUGCCGUUGAGUUCGUCACCUAAAAGGCAACUUCUGUAACGGCCAGUUAUUGCUUGUCACAUGAGAGCAGACAUGGCAUUCUCUGUAGAUUACGUCAAUGUGGGUUUUGAAGAGUGUCACAAAUCUAUUCGUUCUGAUGAUUCGUAGUCGUAGUGCUUUAUUUUUGUUCUUCAUUAUUAAACCUUGCCAGCCGAGUGAGCAUUGCACAGCUAAAUGAAUUCACUUCAGAUGCAUGCAAAUCUCUGCAAUUUGUACAUCAAAAAGAAGGUCCAUGGUGUUUGGUUUGCCACUGCCUUAAAUCCACACCAAGACUCCGUAGACACAUGAAAACCAUGCUAGAGCAUUUUCAAAUGUAUUGCUACAUCUGAACUUGGUACACUUUCACUUUUUAAUGUAUCCUAUGCAUUUCUCUGUUAUUUGCUGGCUGCUCUGGUACCAGAAUUCGGUGGCGCAUUCUAUGUUUUUAUUGUAGUAAAACGAGGCCACAGUUACAUAAAGUUUGUCCUCUGAUAAAGGCAUAAUCUGAGACACUGUGACUUAGCAAAUGUUUUUUCUUAGAUCACAUCGUUCAGCAUUUGUUUGCAAAUUCGUGUGUGAUAAGUAUAUCAAGUGAAUGUACACUUGUUGGAAUUGUGAAAGAAUGCUCGAAGUAUUUACGAAGUGAGAUAUCUUCUGGUCUUGUGCAGUAGUCAAUGUACGAAAUGCAAUGAUCAGUUUUCAGUGGUUGUUUGUUUAUACUUUAUUGCUAAGUGCUCUUGAAAAGCCAAUUGUUAUAUUGUUGCCUUGGGCAUUCCAAAAGGCUAAGCAUGUCUUGUUUGCCCGGUUUUUUAUAGUAUAUUUCUCUUACAAAGACAGUAAAAAAGGCUUUGCCUCAUUGAUGGUUCCGGAUUUUCGGACAUGUGGUCAGAGCGAUUCCAGAAUCCCGUAUUUUUUGUUCCUCUGAGCUGGUAUGAGGUUUCGGCCUGUCAAAUUAUGUUAGUCAAACUUAUCAACACUUUGGCAUUUAAUGGGUGAAUUUACAACAUUGCCAUUAUAUUGUAUGAUGAGGUUACAGUAAGAGUUGAACAUUAAUCUGGGCAUGUAUGUAAUAUUCAAUGCUU